GCCGCCGCCGCCGCCGCCGCCGCCGCCGCCGCCGCCGCCGCCGCGAGAGCCACCGCGGGAAAGCCGGGCAGUGAGGAGCCCAGAGGAGCUGGUUGCGCUGCCGAGCGCUGACAGCCCUCCCUCCUCUUUGAGGUCCUGACUGCGGGGGCGCCCCCUCUUCAGACGAAGAGAGAGGGUCCCAGCGGCCCCUCCUCAGGUUCCCCUGCAGGCCCAGUAUGGCCCACUGAGGUGAACCAUGACUGGCUGGCCAACACUCACCACUGACCACCCAGAGACGCAUCUCACCAGGAGGUGACCCCUCCUGCACCUGCCCCCCCCACUCGCCCACCCCUCACAGGAAAGUGCCCGCGCUGCCACGGACACCAUGUAGUAGGGCCGGCUGCGGCGCCCAGUGAGCUGCGAUGGUUUUGUACACGGCUCCCUUUCCCAAUAGCUGUCUGUCCGCCCUGCACGCCGUGUCCUGGGCUCUCCUCUUCCCAUGCUACUGGCUGGCGGACCGGCUCGUGGCCUCCUUCAUACCCACUACCUAUGAGAAGCGCCAGCGGGCGGACGACCCGUGCUACCUCCAGCUGCUCUGCACCGUGCUCUUCACGCCCAUCUACCUGGCCCUUCUGGUUGCCUCGCUGCCCUUCGCCUUUGUUGGGUUCCUCCUCUGGUCCCCACUGCAGUCUGCCCGCCGACCCUACAUCUACUCCCGGCUGGAGGACCAGGGCUCGGCUAGUGGGGCGGCGCUGCUCAGUGAAUGGAAGGGUACAGGCCCUGGCAAAAGCUUCUGCUUCGCCACUGCCAACCUCUGCCUGCUCCCUGACUCGCUGGCCAGGCUCAACAACGUUUUUAACACCCAAGCGCGGGCCAGAGAGAUCGGACAGAGAAUCCGAAACGGGGCCAGUCGGCCCCAGAUAAAAAUCUACAUCGACUCGCCCACCAACACCUCCAUCAGCGCGGCCAGCUUCAGCAGCCUGGUGUCACCACAGGGCAGUGAUGGCGUGGCCCGGGCCGUCCCUGGGAGCAUUAAGAGGACGGCCUCUGUGGAAUACAAGGGGGACGGCGGGCGUCACCCCAGUGAAGAGGCUGCCAACGGCCCGGCCUCCGGGGACCUGGCCGAGGGGGUUGGCCUUGAGGACGCCUGCAUUGUGCGCAUCGGAGGCGAAGAGGGGGGCCGGCCCCCCGAAGCUGAUGACCCUGCCGCUGCCGGGGGCCAGACCAGGAACGGGGCUGGCGGGAGCCCACAGGGCCAGACGCCCAACCACAGCCAGCGGGACGGGGACUCGGGGAGCCUGGGCAGCCCCUCGGCCUCCAGGGAGUCCCUGGUGAAGACGCGGGCCGCGGCGGACGGCGGUGGCAGCGGGGAGCCUGGCGCCACCAACAGCAAGUUCCCCUACAAGGCCUCCGGGGUGAAGAAGGCGGCCGCGCGCAGGAGGCGGCACCCGGACGAGGCCUUUGACCACGAGGUCUCCGCUUUCUUCCCCGCCAACCUGGACUUCCUGUGCCUGCAGGAGGUGUUUGACAAGCGGGCAGCCGCCAAGUUGAAAGACCAGCUGCACGGCUACUUCGAGUACAUUCUGUACGACGUCGGGGUGUACGGCUGCCAAGGCUGCUGCAGCUUCAAGUUUCUCAACAGUGGCCUCUUCUUCGCCAGCCGCUACCCAAUCAUGGACGUGGCCUAUCACUGUUACCCCAACGGGCGGCGCUCCGACGGCCUGGCCUCCAAAGGAGCGCUGUUUCUCAAGGUGCAGGUGGGAAGCACACCUCAGGACCAAAGAAUUGUCGGGUACAUCUCCUGCACACACCUGCAUGCCCUGCCAGAAGACAGUGCCAUCCGGUGUGAGCAGCUGGACCUGCUUCAGGACUGGCUGGCUGAUUUCCGAAAAUCUACCUCCUCGUCCAGCACAGCCAACCCCGAGGAGCUGGUGGCGUUUGAUGUCAUCUGCGGAGAUCUUAACUUUGACAACUGCUCCUCAGACGACAAGCUGGAGCAGCAGCACUCCCUGUUUACACAUUACAAGGACCCCUGCCGCCUGGGGCCCGGAGAGGAGAAGUCUUGGGCCAUCGGUACCCUGCUGGACACAGACAACCUCUACGACGAGGAAGUGUGCACCCCUGACAAUCUGCAGAAGGUCUUGGAGAGCGAGGAAGGCCGCAGGGAGUACCUGGCCUUCCCCACCAGCAAGAGCCCUGGGGCAGGCCAGAAGGGACGCAAGGACCUGCUGAAAGGCAACGGCAGGCGCAUCGACUACAUACUGUACGCGGAGGAGGGGCUGUGGCCGGACUGGAAGGCCGAGGUGGAAGAGUUCAGUUUUAUCACCCAGCUGUCUGGCCUGACCGACCACCUUCCAGUGGCCAUGCGGCUGAUGGUGUCUGCAGGGGAGGAGGAGGCAUAGACCAGCCACGUCAUUCCAAGCAGGGGGCCCUCUGCCAGCCCUCUGAGCCGCAGCACCUCUCUGGCCAUGUCCCCUCCAGCGAGCACCCCUGGUGCCCGGGGAGGAGGGCAGGGACCCGGGGGGGAGCCUCGGUCAGUCCCAGGUGAGCUGGAACCAGCGCUGCCCUGCACCUCUGGGCACUCACCGUGGACAGAGGAGUCAGGACGGCCUUGGGAGCCGCAGCUGCCCAACAGUGCCAUUCUUUCAAAACGUGAUUUUCUACAAAUCUACAGCACAACCUAGUUUGUAACCCGGGGGUUAGUAUGAGAACCGGGUUUCUGUACUCUUUGUAUCUCUUCUCAAGCUUCGUCCAGGGUUCAUUAUUUUCGUCUGCUGCCAUGUUGUCUCGCAUGCCUGCACCCUCGCAUGCACGCUGCCCGCAUGUCACGUGCCACACCGUAGCCACACAGACCCCUCACUUGGGCCUCACCCAAGGCCAAACUCCAAACACAAUCAGAACCAGCCAAAGAAGCAUUCCUGGGCACAGAGCCGCCCGUUCCCACCUCCAGCCCCGACGGCUAGCGAGCAGGGACCGUGAGGGCUGUGUCCAGAUACCAGCAAGCCCGGGCUCUUCCCAGGGUCUUGCAUUCAAGGGCGAUCACAUUUUAAAAAGAAAAACAGAAAAAGUUACCACCCUUCACUUUAGAGGGUCUGCCAACCAUGAGGGAGAACGCUGUUCAGGCUCCCCUCUCCCAGCGAACCAGGGCCCCAGAGAUUCCCCCAAGAGACUUCAAAGUGGGCAAAGGGAAUCUGAGGAGAGAGCAUCACUUUUUCACAGGAAGAAGGGGAACUCAUGGCAUAAAGGGGCGGGGGGGCUUCAGGUUUUCCAAAUGAUUUAUAGCUUCUCUUCUGUCAAAACCAACGCAUCCUCUUCCACCUGAUUCCAUUUCGCUUCUGGACACCUCUCUGGUUUGGGACCAAGCUUUCCCUGGCUGAGCUCAGGAACUGUCUGCCUGCCUCUGGGUGAGGCUAUAGCUCGGUCCUCCCCCGAUCCUGAAAUGCAGCCCAGGGGCCCUGGAUGAAGGGGCAGGAAGCCAAGGUGCAGAUCGGCCUGUCCCCUCACCCUCACCAGUGUGGAGGACGGGGGUGAAGGCCAGGGGCCACUGCUUGCCUGGGGCAGCCAGUGGUACUGGCUGGCAGCCAGGCCCAUAGACGCCCACUCUGCCACCAUGUGACCAGGGCCAAAACUAGCUACCUGGGCAGUACACAGCGGAGCCUACAGGUGAGGUCCACAGCUCCCCACUCCACGGCAGCACUGCUCUGUCCACCUUUUUAAACACAUCCGGGGAUGCUCCCCCUCACUAGUCAUGCAACGGAGGGUUUUGUUUCCCAGUGCAAGGACCCUCCAACUUGGAAGACUGUCCUUGACAACCCCCACUGGUCUCCCCUCCUUGUGGCGCCCUGACCUUGUGCCCACCUGGUUCAGGCCAGCUCAGCUGGGCAGUGUACCAGGACCCUCCUGCCAGAGGCAUCCUGGUGCCGGUUUGCUGACACUGUGCCUUGUCACUCACUUGAGCUGCAAGAAGGGGCCCAGCAGCCAGCCAGAGGCAGGCCCAGUGCUGGGGGAGGACACUCCUGAGAACCAGAUACACGGGAGCCUUGGUUUGUCCAGGGCAGUGUCUGGGUUGAGGGCUUCACUGGCCAAGCCCCCAGCCCCACCCUGCAUCCAGAGCCAGGACGAGCUGCUUACCAUUGAGCACACAAUCCCACUUGGGCUCUCUGCUGUGCCUCUCCACCAAGGGCCUGGCCUUCAGGGCUUUGGCUAGGCUUUGUGGGGUCAGAGGAGCAGCCAGGAAUCUGCUCACAGGCAGGGCCCAACUGAACACACUCGAUGCCUGGAGGGCUGGGACUGAGCCAAGGCCCCCAGGCUUCAAGUAAGCUAUGUCCAGGAGAACAGCGGAGACAGAGGCCAGGGUUCCUGAAGCAGAGCAACUCCAGCACAGCCUGCAACCCACCAAGGAGCCACCUCCCUCCCAGGGCAGCGCUAUGGGAGCCACGGCACAGGGGGCGCAUGCUUCUCUCCCUACUCACAGGGUGGCCUUAGGCAAGUCAUACCUCCCUGUGCCUCGGUCCUAACAAGGUCGCCUCUGCCCAGCCUGGCUCUGGCAACUGAGCCAGGCCAGCCUGCAUCCCAGCUCCCCUCGCACUUCCCUCUGGCGCAGCCUCAGCACUGAGGCCAUCACUGCCCAACCAUACGUUUCAAGGCUGUGGACUCCUAGGACCAUGCACAAGCCAGACUUUUACAUUUUGAUUUUUAAAAAAGAAAGAAAACACUACCAGGAUCUCAGAUUCUAUGGCAUCUAGGCCUAGGAGGGGUGGACACAGGGGUCAUGCAAAUCCCCACCUGAGGCCCCACACCUGCCCCAGGCCCAGCUUCCUCCAGAGGAGCCAGGAGGCAGGGGUCAGCUUCGGAAGGAAACGGUCAUUUCCAUUUGUCCAAACCACCUUGAGUUUUAAGUAUGGAUAUUAACCUUGAUGCUUUUUAACUAUUGUAUUAACUUGCUGAGAUUUAGAAAUACUGUUUUAAAAAAGAAAAAAAAACAAUUUUUUAAUUUCUGUAUUUUUUUCUGUAUUGUAUCCUCAUGGGACAUUAGGGGUUUUAUAUGGUUAAGCACAUCUAAGGUUUUGGUAAAAAUAUUAUCAAAUAUAUAUCCAGACGAUUCUUCCCUAGAAGAAAAACAAUCUUUACACCUGAUAAAAUAUUUUGAAAAGAGAGGUGUUUUUUCCCUUUAUUGGUGCUGAACAGAAGGAUGGAUAACAAGAAAAUAAAACUGUGAGGCUCAA
Nyctereutes procyonoides (raccoon dog) is the source of this 5204-nucleotide messenger RNA. RefSeq names its product sphingomyelin phosphodiesterase 3 (gene SMPD3). NCBI's taxonomy places the organism in Eukaryota, Metazoa, Chordata, Mammalia, Carnivora, Canidae. The record is from RefSeq and is a predicted model, not a curated record. Gene Ontology annotation, biological process: sphingomyelin metabolic process. Bases 402 to 2381 code for a protein of 659 amino acids. Gene Ontology annotation, cellular component: extracellular region; cytoplasm. Gene Ontology annotation, molecular function: sphingomyelin phosphodiesterase activity. The transcript is spliced from 9 exons.